Molecule: messenger RNA, 1752 nt
Organism: Mesorhabditis belari
Lineage: Eukaryota; Metazoa; Nematoda; Chromadorea; Rhabditida; Rhabditidae
Source: the annotation of a GenBank genome assembly
AUGGAUUGGGCAGCCGAAAAAGACUUGUAUUUCACCACCAAAAAGCACAUUGUUUUAGACAAAGACACCACUUUGGCGACUGGAAGCUUUGGUCUUAAACUCGCUGGUUUUGGCAACUCUAGACGAGAAGGAGAGCCGAAAAAUUAUCCAAUAACAAGUGCUAGCGAUGUCUACAGUGCUGCUGUUUUAAUUUGGGAAAUUGUUGAGAAAAGUGAAGCCCAUUUUGAUGAUGUGGAGCUGGAACACCGCCCUUUCGCAGCGAAAUUUUCCCACAUUAAAGAUAUACCACUUAAGGAGCCAAGUCUUUUUGAGAAACUUCAAAAGUUAAUUGAGAGUGGAACUCAAUUGGAAGCAAAAGAUCGGACUCCAGUUUUUGCCGCUUUGUUGACAACGAAAGGUUUGCGAAAACAACACACAGAAUGGCUUAAAUUGAAGAAUGGUGAAAAUCUAUGUGAAUUGUGCUUGAAAAGUUACGUGCAUGAUAAUCAAACGGUGUCUACUCCAGAAAUCAGGAAAGUGACACCAACGGUUAAAUUAGCUUUAACACAGUUGCUGAGUAUUGAUCAUCAAGAAAUGGAGACUUUGGAAGGAAUCCCCAAGAAAUUACUAACAGAGCAAACACCUUCUACAAGUGAAGCCAGUGAAAACGCUUCACUUCGUCACCAUCAAACCGGCGAUCAUGUUAAGGGUCUGCGUCUGCGCGGUUCAAUUCAACCUGCAUUCGACUUUAAGACUUUUCAGCCUACUGCAAUGGAUGAGAUACAAAUUCCAGUGCAAUUUUUACCGGAAGAGGAACUUGCUGACACAGAUUUCAAUUUGCUUUCCCGUGGUGACUUUGGGACAAUCUUUACACUCAGUGGGUUGCAAUUGGUCGCCGAGACAAUUGCGCGAGUCACUCUUAAACGUGUUCGAAUCGAUCCACCAACUGCGGCAACGGAGCUAGACGCUAGAUUUCUGAAGGAGCUACAUCUUUCACAGACUUAUAAACACUCAAAUAUCAUUACAUUCUAUAAAGAUUACGGGGAGCCAUCAACUGAUGAUCCGACAAAGUUCACUCAUUACUGCUGGAUUAGCGAGCGGAUGGACCCUUUGGAGAAAUACUAUGAAAGCCAGCGUCGACGAGAUUGUAUGCACGGAUUUGCAGUAAGGGACAUUCGCCUUCUGUGUGAGCUUAUGACUCAGCCACUGCGAGCUCUCGACUAUCUGCAUUCGUUUGGAGUUUUUGGCUUGAACCUCUCUCCCAGAAGCAUUAGCAUAAAAGAGGGCGAAGGAACUUUUAUCGUGAAAAUCUCGGACUUCGGAUUGAUAAAUGAUGAAAUCCAUUGUCACACAAAGGACCUCAACGCGCUUAUCUAUAAAUCGAUCGAGGUUUUGGAGGGGAAACCAGUCGGCAGCUGUGCUGAUAUUUGGGCUAUUGGGACAAUCGCAAUCGAAUUUCUUGGAGUCAAACUUUUCAUGCCAACCGGGAGUGUGGAAGAGAUUGCAGAAAAAAUUACCCAAAACGGACCAGCGAAAGUUGUCUUGAAACGAAUUGAGACUGUGCUCAAGAACUUUGAUCAAAUCUCUAAUGAAUGGCGAAGCAGAGUUGAGAAAGAUUUGGGAGCAAUCAGCAUACUCAACUUCAUAAAAUUAAUGAAAUCGAUGCUUGAGCGGAGACCUCUGGAUCGACCAAUCGUCGAAAGUUGUCUAAAGGAUCCAUUCUUGACAGAGUGCAAUGUAAAUGAUAUGCGAGAGGCGCGAAUCGCGAAUGAA